Molecule: messenger RNA, 594 nt
Organism: Pelagomonas calceolata
Lineage: Eukaryota; Pelagophyceae; Pelagomonadales; Pelagomonadaceae
Source: the annotation of a GenBank genome assembly
CUAUCUUUUAACUCGCCAAUCGCCAUCAUGACAGUGACCGUCCGGACACGGAAGUUCAUUCGCAAUCCUCUGUUGCAACGCAAACAGUUUGUAAGUGGAUAAGUAAACGACACUUCUCACUCGCGCUAUUGCCGCUCAGGUGGUAGACGUCUUACAUCCUGACCGAGCGAAUGUCCCGAAGUCCGAGCUCCAGGAUAUGAUCGCUAAAGCCAUACCCGGAGCCUUUUACCAUGUCAACUGUGUCUCAUUCCCUCCCGUAGACCUACAAAGUCACCGACAAGAGCCUCAUCUCCCUGUUCGGGUUCCGCAACAAAUUUGGAGGUGGCAAGUCUACUGGCUUUUGCUUGAUUUACGACUCUGCCGAAUCGGCUAAGAAGUAUGAGCCCAAGUACCGCUUGGUUCGGAACGGCUUUGUCGAGAAAAAAGAGACAUCCCGCAAACAGAUCAAAGAGGCUAAGAAUCGCAAAAAAAAGCAGAUUCGACAGUGUUGAUGCCAGCAUAUCACUAUUUAAUAAAUGUCCGUCUCGUAGGAUUCGAGGAACUGGGCGCCGAAUUGCCAAUCACAAGGCCAAAAAAGCAGCAAAAGACGGAUAG